UUGAAUAUGAAACUUGAGUCUUUGAGCCUUCUGUCAAUAUCACGUGACCCUCAUAGCAACCAUCAUAUUGGAAGACAAACUGCAGAGCGGUGAUCUUCACAUUUGCCAUAGUGAAACGGGUCGACGAAUUCGACGAACAACAACUAGUCUGUAGAGUGUCUGGAGAUGAUUCAGCUAAAGAGCUUACUGAAAGUUAUCGAUAACUCGGGCGCCCUGUUGGUUGAAUGCAUUAACGUACUUGGAGGUGCAAGGCACGCUUCUUUGGGGGAUGAGAUUGUUUGCGUCGUAAAGAAGGCGCGGCCAUUGAAUGUCGAGACGGGACCGAGCACCGCUCAAGCGGCCGUGAGCAAGCUGAAAAAGGGAGACGUGGCCAGAGCGCUGGUGGUACGAACUCGAAAAGAAGUCCGCCGAUUAGAUGGGUCAUAUGUGCGCUUUGAUGACAAUGCGGUCGUCAUGCUGAACAAGCAGGGGCAGCCAUUGGGGAAUAGAGUGCUAGGGGCAGUUGCAAACGAGUGCAGACAGAAGCGAUGGACAAAGAUCAUAUCGAUGGCACCAAAAGUUGUAUAGGCCGCUGUUGAAACCUUCAUCAAUUAUAAUACCGUUCCUAGUCUCCCAUCGUGACACUGCUC
This is a messenger RNA of Spizellomyces punctatus DAOM BR117, 629 nucleotides long. RefSeq names its product ribosomal protein L14. Gene Ontology annotation, cellular component: ribosome; mitochondrial large ribosomal subunit. Gene Ontology annotation, biological process: translation. Lineage: Eukaryota; Fungi; Chytridiomycota; Chytridiomycetes; Spizellomycetales; Spizellomycetaceae. The transcript is spliced from 2 exons. The record is from RefSeq and is a predicted model, not a curated record. Bases 166 to 567 code for a protein of 133 amino acids. Gene Ontology annotation, molecular function: structural constituent of ribosome; large ribosomal subunit rRNA binding.